Molecule: messenger RNA, 960 nt
Organism: Macroventuria anomochaeta
Lineage: Eukaryota; Fungi; Ascomycota; Dothideomycetes; Pleosporales; Didymellaceae
Exons: 4
Coding region: 1-960 (319 amino acids)
Source: RefSeq, a predicted model, not a curated record
AUGGCUGCACCAAGCAGUCCAGCAGAGGAUGGUCUGCCAGCCUCACCGCUACUGCGCUUACCAGUGGAAGUACGCCUCAUGAUUUAUGAGUACAUGCUGUUCCCAUCGUCGCAACCUACGACGACUCAUGGCACCUCAGUCACGAACCUACUUCCCGACUUUCACACCUACCUCUCGGAAGACACAAACAACGGUCCUUUCACACUGAGCGUCCGAACAAUCGAUCCUUGGCUAGGUGCCCAAGCAAGCCGAACAUGGCGACGCCGAAGCACAUAUCAUGUCAGGACCGGUCUCUUUCUGACCACCACAACGCCGACAACGUACCGCGUCCUUCUUUCGCCAUACACUGCACACUUGCGCUACACAGUGCCGUCUUUGCUCAGCAUCAACCGCCAGAUCCACGCUGAAGCUUCAAGAAUUCUGUAUUCCACGUACACAUUCGCAUUUCACACUUCCAUCGAGGCAGCUGUACCCUUCUUGAGCGACCUCACCCCGUUUUCGCGGAGCCACGUCAAACGUCUGAGCAUCACGAAGAAAGCUCUACCAUACACCAAAGAAUUCGACCGCGCGGAAUGGGAGAAUCUAUGCGCCUACCUCGCAAACGCUCCCAGGAACGUCCCAAACGUACCGUCCAUGUUCCUCGAGAACCUGCACCUGAACAUCAUAGCCGGUCGCCCCGACAGCGGUUGGGAGCACAUCGUCGCCCCGACAGCGCAAGACUACGCAACUAUGAUGCGCAUGAAGCAGCAGUGGGGUGGCGGAAGCAUGGGCGGCAUGGAUCUCGAGUGGGCGGAGCAGCUGAUGCACAUACAAGGGCUGAGGAGCGUUAGUGUCAAGGCGCUGGUUGAGCAUUGUGCUAAGCCGGUGAGUGAAAAGUUAGCGUUUUGGGUCGCGUUUAGUAAGAGUGUUGAGGAGGGGGGGUUUGGGGAGUGGGUUAGGGGGGGUAUGGUUGGGCAUUAG